Molecule: messenger RNA, 1218 nt
Organism: Sebastes umbrosus (honeycomb rockfish)
Lineage: Eukaryota; Metazoa; Chordata; Actinopteri; Perciformes; Sebastidae
Gene: hoxb6a
Product: homeobox B6a
Exons: 2
Coding region: 344-1168 (274 amino acids)
Biological process (GO): regulation of transcription by RNA polymerase II; anterior/posterior pattern specification
Cellular component (GO): nucleus
Molecular function (GO): DNA-binding transcription factor activity, RNA polymerase II-specific; RNA polymerase II cis-regulatory region sequence-specific DNA binding
Source: RefSeq, a predicted model, not a curated record
ACCCCCCCCCUCCUCCUCCUCCUCUUCCUCCUCUCCUCUCACCCUCACCCUCCUCACCCCACUCCUCCCAAUCUGCGAUAAACUAAGUGAUAGCAGCAGCCCGUCGGACUGUCGGCUAUAAAACACAACAAAUCAUAAAGUGCAGGCAGGGGAAGGCAGAGGAAGGAGGACGGGAGGGAGAACCGGUAACCGUUAGCCCGUUAGCCUCCGUCUACUCCUCCUCUUCUCGUCUCCAUCGUGCGUGAAUCGGUGUUGUUGUGUUUUGUUUCCGUGCCCUCCUAUCCUCCCCUCUCCUCCUCUUCUCCUCUCCUCCUCUCUUCUUCUCCUCUCCUACUUUCUCCCGAUGAGUUCCUAUUUUGUCAACUCCACUUUCCCGGUGACGCUACCGGGACCGGGUGGCGGCGGGCAGGCGGCGGAGUCGUUCCUGGGUCAGAUCCCGCUCUACUCGUCGGGAUACGCCGCCGCGGACCACCCGCUCAGGCACUACUCCUCCGGUGCAGCAGCCGUUACCGCCGCCGCCGCCGUGGCGUACGGUGCAAGUAGCGGCGGCGUCGGCGGCGUGCACCAGGAGAAAGCGUACCCGGCGGCCACCUACUACCAGCAGGCGGCGAACGGAGCGUACCAAGCGCACCGGGCGGCGCAAACCGGAGCCGGUGCCUGCGAUUACGCAGCGGCAGCAGCGGCUGCAGCUGCGGCGGCUACGAGCUUUUACCGGGACAAGGAGCACGGUCCGUGCAGCCUGGAAGAGCACCAGCUCGCGCUUACGCAGGACGCCAUGCACCGUAAAGCGGAGUGCGCAAAAGGGAUGUUCGGUGAAACGAUGGACGACAAGCUGCAGUCAUCAGCACCCAUUUAUCCGUGGAUGCAGCGGAUGAACUCGUGCAACGGGACAUUCGGCAGCCCCGGGAGGCGCGGGCGUCAGACGUACACGCGCUACCAGACCCUCGAGCUGGAGAAGGAGUUCCACUUCAACCGGUACCUCACGCGGCGGCGGCGGAUCGAGAUCGCGCACGCGCUCUGCCUCACGGAGCGGCAGAUCAAGAUCUGGUUCCAGAACCGGAGGAUGAAGUGGAAGAAGGAGAACAAGCUGAUCAACUCGGGUUCGUCAUCGUCCUCCUCUUCCUCCACGGUGAACGGUGCGGAGGAAGAGGAGAAACGGACGGAGUGAAAAACAAACAAAAAAAAAAGACUGAUGUAAGACAUAUAAAAAGAGGAAGG